GGCCGCCGCUGGCUGUGCCGCUUGCAGCGCUCUCGCGCGCCCCUGCUGCCGGCCGCGCUGCUGCUGCCGCUCUGCUUCGCCAACUACGGCGCCGAGGCGCUGGGCCAGCAGGUGCUGCGCCGCCGCCGCGUGCUGUUGCUGCUGGGCGCCGGUGGACCCCUGCUGUACGGCCUCGCCUGCCUCGGUCACUCGCUCGGCGCCCAGGCGCUGCUGGCCGCCGCCGCCCACCUCAUCUGCCGGGGGCUCGACUGCUUCAGCAGCCAGUGGAUAUGGACCUUGGUAGCUGGUUAUCUGUUGACUGUUUCAUUCAAGUGGAAUGCAAGUACUGAGCGUUACCUGAGAGCAAUCUCUGUUCCUGUCUGGAUAAUAUUGCUUUUCCACUUAGCUUCAGUGGCUGGUUCUUGGCGAAUUCCAGUAUUUCUGGUAAUAGUUUUUCUGAUGACUGUUGGCAUGUUGAAUGAGCAACAGACUGGAAAGGAGUCUUCUGGGACAGAACUUCCUGGUCAAAUGAUUUCCAUUGCUGCUUCUGCAAUUGCUAUGGCAAUCACAGGAUAUGAGUCAAGUAAUGAAGAACAUUCAUCACAACCCUCAGGAACAGUGGAAAGUGAACAACACCCUCCUGCUUCAUCAUCAUCUUCCUCCUUAUCAGCCACUUCUGGUAGACAGAAGCCUGAAAUUAGAGCUUUUUUUAGAAAGAAAAAAACCAGUGAUAUCUAUUUUGUUACUCUAGUAUGGGCCAUCAUAAUAGUUCAGAUCUGGUUGAAUCUCUGGAUUGUGCAGUUACUGCCAGUGCCUAUUGCAGUUUGGGUUCUUAAAAAGCUUGUGGUCCACUUUGGAGUUGUGAACUUCAUGGCAAAACGUUGUAGCAUGUGGUGGCACGUUCUGGAAAACUUUGUGAAGGAACGGCAAGAAGCUCUUGCUCCAUGGCCGAUCAGAGGACUUGGAAGGGUCAUGCUAAAACUUGACAGCAAGAUGAUUGUGUGGUUGGAGAAAAUGCUUGAUAAAAUCAUUAGCAUUUUCAUCAUAUUUUUGCUAGUCAUAGGAACUCUUCUGCUAGCUCUUCUCCUUACUGCAAAGGUACAUCAAGAGAGUGUUCACAUGAUUCAGGUCACAAGCAGCUUGAUCAAUGAGACUGUAGCCAAUCACCCAGAAUGGGCAAACUGGCUCCCUGAAGCCCAGGUCAUUCAGAAAGCUCUCAAUUCAGCAGCUAACAACGUGUACCAAUAUGGCCGGGAAUGGAUCACACACAAGCUCCAUAAGAUUUUAGGAGAGAAAGUGAAUAACACUGCUGUGAUUGAAAAGCAAGUUCUUGAGCUCUGGGACAGACUCUAUCAUUCAUGGUUUGUGAAAAAUGUAACAUAUUCUGGAAGACACAAAGGGCACAAGUUGCACAUUAAUCGUCAGAACAGCUGGCUGGGUGACAUUUUGGACUGGCAAGAUAUUGCUUCCUUUGUUCAUGACAACAUUGAGACAUUUCUAUCGAUCUUGGAGUCUCUGUGGAUAGUAAUGAGUCGGAACGUGAGCCUGCUGUUUACCACAGUAACAACGUUAGUAACUAUCCUCUUUCAUAGCGGGACAGCCCUUCUCAAUUUUGUGCUCUCAUUGGUGAUUUUCCUCACCACGUUGUUUUAUCUAUUAAGUUCCAGUGAUGAGUACUACAAACCAGUGAAGUGGGUGCUUAACCUGACACCCUUGUCACAGCCGGGGCCAACUUCAAAUAUCAUUGGCCAAUCUGUGGAAGAGGCUAUAAGAGGUGUGUUUGAUGCUUCUCUCAAAAUGGCUGGGUUCUAUGGACUGUACACCUGGCUGACUCACACCAUAUUUGGAAUCAAUAUUGUCUUCAUUCCAUCAGCUUUAGCAGCAAUCCUUGGAGCUGUACCAUUUCUGGGGACAUACUGGGCAGCAGUACCUGCAGUUCUAGAUCUGUGGCUCGUCCAAGGAGAAGGCUGCAAAGCCAUUUUGCUCUUGGUUUUUCACUUGUUGCCAACGUAUUUUGUAGACACGGCAAUCUACUCUGAUAUAUCCGGAGGUGGCCAUCCUUACCUGACAGGUCUCGCAGUAGCUGGUGGAGCAUAUUACCUGGGAUUGGAAGGGGCAAUUAUUGGACCCAUACUUCUUUGUAUCCUUGUGGUUGCCUCCAACAUAUACAGUGCCAUAUUAGUGAGUCCGACAAAUUCAGUGCCCACCCCAUCACAAACGCCAUGGCCUUUGCAGAUAUACUGGUCAUCUAGAGAGAGUCCUGAGGAAGUGAAAAUGACUGCAGAAUGAUUUUGACGCCAGGAUGUACCUAUUCAGUAUGAAGUAGUUGUUCUCUUCUGCGUUGAGGUUGGAACAGUUGUGGCCUUCUUUCUCUUCCAGCUGUGCCUAGGAACAGCUCAGUGAAGCACAAUUUUUUUUUUCUUUUUUUUUUAAACCUUCUAACAUCUGCUGGCCUUGCAUUAUUAAGCACUUUAUCUUUACAAGAGAGAACGUCUACUUCCCAUUGCUUUGCAUAUUACCAUGCAGAUUUAGAGUUCAGAUGCCUUGUUUGUAGACUUUUUUUCUUCAGAAAACACCUUGUGAAAGAAGUAUAUCCACUGGAGUUGGGUUGUGAUCUGCUGAAGUGACUAACUAGGUAUUUAUUUUUUUGGUUAUUUGUAUUAUUAACUUUUAGUAGCUUUGAACAGAAGCUAUGUUCCAAACCUUUCGUCACUGGUAUCUUUAGCUAAUCUAAGAGUGUAUUUCCUUAGAAACAUUGAAACCUUUUAAUAGAGUAAAGCACUAAUUAUCUGUUGCUUCUCAGCACAUUUUUGACCAUCUUUCACUUCAUAGAAGAUCAAACUUAGCGUGCUUUAUAAGCUGACAAUGUUAAUGUCACCGAGUGGUGCUUCCAACCUGCCUAAAACUUAACAAGACUUGUGAUUUGUGUCAAGUAAGAGUUAUCCACAUGCAGCGUAGGAAUGUUUGUUCAAACAAUUUAAUCCUUGGGUUAACUUUUGAAGUAGAAUAUUAUCAAGUGUUGCUCUUUAGCUUACAACUUAAACCAGUGCACCAGGGUCUCAAUAGGAAGAUGUUUCCUGUGGAUUCUUGUCUGCUUGACCAAAUGUAAUGAAAGGACUUACGGUAGAGAUGAAAGAAGGCUACGUGUCUGCUUGCAGUGAUUGAAAGAGGCUGAAUGGUGAAUGUUUUCACACUGUAUUUUUCAAAUAUUUUAAUUUUGUGUUUGUUUAUUGGGGAAGUAGUGAGCAACAAGGGAGGUUAGAAUUUUAAAAUAAAUCUCUGUCUAAAUAUCCUGGUAAAAUAGGUAGAGAUCUGAAAUUCUUUAAGAUGUGGUAUUAUUGAGAUUUGAGAAUCAGGACAGUGCACUAUUGUUUUUCCCUAACCUAUCAUUCUUCUUGGAUUGGAGUUUGUGGCACCUCUGGUUUUUCAUAUAUAGGUGCUAAUGCAGGCUUGAAUUCGUGCAUUGUUUCCACCAGAAAAAAAUGGAGGUUUGUUCUGUAAAAUGUCUUAUGGUCUAAAGAGACAUAUCCUACAAACUAAAUUUCCUCCACCUAUUGUUUAGUUAACACUCCUCUGAUCAACAGGACCCAGGACAAAUGAUCAGCUUUAUUUUUAGCUAGAUCAUAUCUAUUCAAUUCCUGACUGAAUCACCUUAAAAUUUAUGGCAGGGUUUCUUUAUUCUUAAGUUAUACAGUGUAGCACAUGGCAUAUAUAUUACAUUGUAAUGCCGAAUACCAGUACACAAAUCUGACCACAUAACCUAGACUAAGUUAUUCUGUAAGGCCAUGUAUCUGGUUCUACCCAAGUUACAGAGGUUAUACUAAAUCUUUGGGAGACUUCUGUCAUGGCAGUGUACGUAGUCAUAGAUAACCCAUAAUAUUGAAUUUUUAGUUUACAAAUAGGGCUCAAAGCAUGAUAGUUAAUAUAUAGCCAAAUAUUGUAGAUUUGCAGUAAAAUGGCACUAUCAAGAGCCAAAUUUUAAAUAGUAGAGAUUAAAUUCAUGCUUGUCUUCUCAUUCUUGAUUGACUUAUCUAAAUAAAGAAUUUUGUAUGUGUGCAAUUUUUGCACUUGCAAAAUUGCAAAGCUAAAAUUGGAGCCCAGAUGAGGCAGGCCUCUUACAUAUUUAGCCUUAAGGAUUUAAUGAAAAUUUACUAAGUAAAUAAUACAUAUAUGCAAUUCAUAAGCAAAAUUCAAACUGAUAUAGAUAUAUAGAUGUAUCAGUUUGAAUUUUGCUUAUGAAUUUCAAGGUUUAUAGGUUAAUUUGACAUGUUGCUCUGUGUAGGCACAAUAUGUGUAGUUAUGGGUAGAUGUCCAACUCCCAAUUCCUUUGCUUUUAUGGGAUCAAGUUAGAUAUUUUAAAUAAUUUAACAUCUCAUUGCUUUAUACAUGACAGUUCUGAAAAAAAAGUUUAGGAUCUCAUAAACUGUAAAUUUUCCUGUGAUAUUCAAACCAGUAUAGAUGAGAUUGUCAUGACACUUGGGAAACUGAUGCAUUUUUCUAUAUUAGUUCAUGCUUCAGAGUUAUAUAACAGUAUGAGUCUUUUUGGUCUAUCAUGUUACUGUGUGCUGCCUAUCCCACUCCCUCCAGAGCUAUAUAAGAGGGAUAUCACUCCCCCAAAACGUUAUAUCUUUAAUAUUUUUUUCAAUAUUACUUUGGUAUUUUUUCCCCACUGUGUCAAGUUAUUUGUAUUAGGGGUUUUCUGUCUGUUGUUUUUUUCUGACCUGAUUUCAAAAUCCUGAAUUAGAUGUUAAGGUUCUUUCUGUGGUAAAACAGACUCUCAUAAACAAAGAGUAAUGAUUUUUCCUAAAGCAUCUAAGAAGUAACUAGCCAGAGAGAGUGAGUUCUCUUCACAUAAGGGGAUAUUCAUUAAUAAUAAACUAAUUCAGUAAAUUGAGAAAAUGUUAGUAUUUUGAAGCGUUUCCAUUGCAGUUUGAAGAUCAUAAUUUUGUGUGGCAUUUAUGCAUGCUUGGUUCAAUAUUGGUUUGCUUUUUAAAUGAUUUGUUGUACUCGAGACUUCAAAUUCAACUAAGAUUUGUUAUUAAGAACCUAUUGUUAUUAAAGUACUUUUUUUAAAACUAGCCCUACAUUUAAGAUCAGAAACUCUGCCAGGAUUGCAAAUAGAGAAACAAAGGCUUUGUUUUAACUGUAUGUGAAGUAUAUAGGAGUCAAUGACAGUUAACUCCUCUAAAAAAUAAAAUAAUCUGGUUCUUCAACUAUAACAUCUUUCAUGAAAAAGUAUGAACAUUUUGGUUAUCCAGUUUUUAAUAUGAGUUUACUGUAGCAUUUUGAAAAAGUGCCAAAAGGAACUAAUGACUUGGAUCUUUUCACAUUUAAUAAUAGAUAUUUUAUGGAAAUGUGUAGCAUUUGAAAACAGUAGAAAAAAUCAACUUCACGGUUCAUUCAAAAAAAUAAAAGCAUUGGUUUUAUACACCUUGUAUGAAAUUAAGCUUUUAAUCCACUUGUAGACACCAGAAAAAA
Molecule: messenger RNA, 5457 nt
Organism: Gavialis gangeticus (Gharial)
Lineage: Eukaryota; Metazoa; Chordata; Crocodylia; Gavialidae
Gene: TMEM245
Product: transmembrane protein 245
Exons: 17
Source: RefSeq, a predicted model, not a curated record